AUCUCGUCGAGUGCUCAUCUCUGCACGGCAGAAUGCAGCGUCGCGCAGCCCGUUGAAACCAUUUCGCAGAGGAAAAGAGAUGACGGCGCCCGAGUUUGCUCCAAAAAGAGCCAGAGGAAAAUGACGUCACAGGGUGAGCUGAGUAAGUCGCCCGCCGAAGUAAGCAGGAACCAACUUCGCCAUGCCUUGGCAUGCCCGCUACAAGGCACCGAUUUCGACUUGCCUAAACCACGAUAUGUUCUGCUGAGGCUCAGCAGCAUUCGUAUCAUGGGUCGAAGACGAGCGCCAGGAACCCGCUCCUCGCCCCCCCCAGCUGAGUUUCGCCCGUGCCGUGACGAUGACGGAGAAAUUUCCAGACGUCGACGAAGAUACCGACAUCACACGAAAGAGCAUUAGUAUCGAGGAAGAAAACGGCUAUUUUGGGCCUAAUGACGCAGAGACUUCCGGCGCCUCGCCGGCGGGACUUCCCCCGGAGGACGCCGUCCCCAGAACCCCGGCGACCGAGCAGCCUCCCUCGCGGGCCGUCGUCGAGGACGCGCCCUUCCUUCCGCUAAGCCGUCACCAGUCGGCCAUCCGCCUUCGCAGACUGAGGGGCCCGGCACUGCCCUCGCAAGCCGACCCAGCCGGGUCCGUCGGGCAAGAAUCACUCCGAGGACGCCGCAGGUCGAGUUCGGAACCCCAGCGACCCGCGAUACCCGCGGCAACAGCAUUGGGUGCGUUACCAACAGUGGCGGAAGCCCCGCCACCUCGGGCUCGAAACCGCAGGUCCGCGUCGGUAAAUUUGCCAGCAAGGCCACCGCUGCCCCAGGGCCAGGCGUUGGAUAGCGACUGUUAUGACUCGAAAAUUGUCGACUUCCUAGACGUUGUUGAUCCCGAGGUUGCCACUCUUUCGUCCAUCACCAACAUCCAAAAUUCUCUCUUCGUUCCCUCCCUUGGAAGAUGGGUAAACCGCAGACCGACAUACGAAUUAACUCAGUUCCCUCAAACGCCCGGCGCGUUUCUCGGGCCGGAAGAGGACAUGAGGGCCGCAGAGUCCACCGCGGCAGGGCAGUCAACCUCGGAGCCUCGCUCACCCAACCUCGCGUCGGUGCUGAGCCAGCCUCAGUACGCCAUCCUUCCCAACGACGCCUCCUUAGAGGGCUGGCCAGAAGAAGACAUCAAAGCCUUGAAUAACUACGUCCGGCACAUGCUACACUCCCGGCGGUCCAAGAUAAAACAGAGGCUCAAGGCGUUUGGAAAAUAUAUUAGGAGACCCCUGGGCUUCCUCGUCACGCUCUAUGCUACGCUGAUAACCCUCUUCGGCCUCGCCUGGGUGCUUUUCUUGAUCGGGUGGAUCUAUGUCGGCCAUCGUCAGUAUUUUGCCAUCCAAGUUAUCGACUAUACCCUUGUCGCCCUGUUCGGUAUCGUCGGCGACGGGCUCGCUCCCUUUCGUGCCAUCAACACGUACCACAUGAUAUUCGUGGCCCAUUACCACCGAAAGACAUGGAAGCUGCGCAAGAAGCUUCUACUCCCUGAGUUGCAAGACAGCAAUGAUCUGCCGACGGCCAGUAGCAACGAACAGUCUGAUCGUGACCUCGAGGAUCAACCUCAGCAAGGAUACAAGAAAAAAGACGAGUUCUUUCCCGUGCUGUCGGAGAAGGAGCAGUCUCGGCUAGUGCACCACCAAACUAAGCUCGCGAAGUCGCACACGUUCUACAAGCCACACGAGACUGAAACACACCACGCCUUUCCCCUGAGGUUUCUAAUCGCCGUCGUACUUCUCCUCGACCUACACAGUUGCUUGCAAAUCUCCCUCGGCAUCUGCACGUGGGCCGUCUCGGCCCAUCGUCUUUCGGCCGCAGUCACCACCACCAUCUUGUGCUGCUCUAUCGCGACCAACAUUGUCGCUGGAACCCUCAUCACGAUCGGCGAUCGUCGGACACGCAAGCGAGAUGUCCUCGAGAGGUUACUAAAGCAGGAUCUAACCGGUGAGGUAAUGAAGAAGAUGAGGAAAAAGAAGGAGAAAGAGGCAGUAAAAGAGGGAGCAAAAAGAGAAAGCAUGGAUGGUGCCGCAAAGCCUGGAAGGUCUUCGUUAACAGCUCAUCUGAGAAUUGCGACGCGGACGGACAAGAAUCGAAAGAGCAAUGAAAACGGAGCAUGCAGCCACGGGCCGGAAGCGUCCCAGAGUAUCACUGGUGCGGAUAGCGAGGACCAGCUCCGUCACGACCGCUCGAGAGCUCAAGGAGCGCCCCCAGGCUCCUGGUAGCCUGCGGGUUGACGACAGGUUCUAAACACGAGAACACGGCGUCCAUUAGAUGUAUUAAUAUAAUAGAGAAUCUCCAUUUCCAAGAAUCUCCAUUUCCAAGAAUCUCUAUUUCUAUGUCAUUUUAUACGCCUUCCUC
Thermothelomyces thermophilus ATCC 42464 is the source of this 2381-nucleotide messenger RNA. RefSeq lists its product as uncharacterized. Bases 338 to 2245 code for a protein of 635 amino acids. Lineage: Eukaryota; Fungi; Ascomycota; Sordariomycetes; Sordariales; Chaetomiaceae. The transcript has 3 exons. The record is from RefSeq and is a predicted model, not a curated record.